This is a messenger RNA of Daucus carota subsp. sativus, 1423 nucleotides long. RefSeq names its product type III polyketide synthase A. The transcript has 3 exons. Lineage: Eukaryota; Viridiplantae; Streptophyta; Magnoliopsida; Apiales; Apiaceae. Bases 24 to 1280 code for a protein of 418 amino acids. Gene Ontology annotation, molecular function: acyltransferase activity, transferring groups other than amino-acyl groups. Gene Ontology annotation, biological process: polyketide biosynthetic process. The record is from RefSeq and is a predicted model, not a curated record.
CACCACCAGCUUCUCUCCAAGAAAUGUACAACUCUCCAUUUAUAUCUCUGCUGUUUAUAUUUCUACAACCACCUAGCAAGUACUUCAACAUAUCUUGCUUGUGCAGAACCAUGUCUCUGUUAAAUGGCAAUGGCACUGCUGCUCCUAAGCAAACAUCGACCAAGCGUGUUCCAACGCCAGGAAAGGCCACAAUAUUAGCUACAGGAAAAUCGUUUCCCAGCCAGAUUAUUCCACAGGAAUUUUUAGUCGAGGGGUUCUGCCGCGAUACAAAAUGUGAAGAUUUGGCUAUUAAAGAGAAAUUGGAACGUUUGUGUAAAACUACAACUGUGAAAACAAGAUACACAGUUAUGUGCAAGGAGAUCUUAGACCAGUAUCCAGAGCUAGCAACUGAAGGUGUCCCGACAAUCAGACAACGCCUAGAAAUAGCGAAUCCAGCAGUUGUAGAGAUGGCGAAAGAAGCAAGCCUGGCUUGCAUUAAAGAAUGGGGAAGACCGGCUGGAGAUAUCACUCACAUUGUGUAUGUUUCUUCAAGUGAGAUACGCUUACCUGGUGGCGAUCUGUACCUUUCUAGUGAACUUGGUUUAAGAAGCGAUGUUGGACGUGUUAUGCUUUACUUUCUUGGCUGCUAUGGUGGUGUUACUGGCCUCAGGGUUGCUAAGGACAUUGCUGAAAACAACCCAGGAAGCCGUGUUUUAUUAACCACAUCUGAAACUACAAUACUAGGUUUCCGUCCUCCUAACAAGGAUCGUCCAUAUGACCUUGUCGGAGCUGCUCUGUUUGGAGAUGGUGCUGCUGCUGUGAUUAUUGGAACAGAUCCAAUAGAGCGCGUGGAGUCCCCUUUCAUGGAACUAAACUAUGCAGUACAGCAGUUUUUGCCCGGGACACAACACGUGAUUGAUGGCAGGCUUUCAGAAGAGGGGAUAAACUUCAAGCUCGGUAGAGACCUUCCACAAAAAAUAGAGGACAACAUUGAAUUGUUCUGCAAGAAACUCAUGGCAAAGGAAGGCCUAAAAAACUUCAAUGAUCUGUUUUGGGCAGUUCAUCCCGGGGGCCCUGCUAUACUUAACCGAUUAGAGAGUAAUCUUGGACUAAAAAGCUGCAAACUCGAAUGCAGCAGAAAGGCCCUGAUGGACUUCGGAAAUGUUAGCAGCAAUACCAUCUUUUAUGUGAUCGAAUACAUGAGGGAGGAGCUGAAACGAGCCGAUGGAGAAGAAUGGGGACUUGCUUUAGCAUUUGGACCGGGAAUUACAUUUGAAGGCAUCCUUAUGCGUAGCCUCUAAGUAUCAGAAGCUCUUAAGUACUCAAAUUGCUGCAGUAUUUGACAUAAAAUUGUUCUAAGUUGUGUUUGGUUACUUUCACUGGGAGACGGUAACUGAUAAGUUAUGGUCUGCUGCAAUAUAUAUGAUUAACUUUUCUGCUAGUA